GCAGGUGCCCGCGCCCAGGGCUCGGCCUCGCCAUGCUCCGCCCGGGCGCGCAGCGGCUGCGGGGCCUCCCGCUGCCGAGCCUCCCGCUGCGGGCCUGCCCGGGCCGCCCGCGCUCCGGCUGCGGCCGCCGGAGAGAGGAAAACCCUCCCUUGUCAGCAGAAACAAGAUGGAAAGACAGAGCAGAAACAGUGGUAAUUGGAGGUGGCUGUGUUGGUGUGAGUUUGGCUUAUCACCUGGCCAAAGCGGGGAUGAAAGAUGUGGUCCUCCUGGAGAAAUCUGAGCUCACUGCUGGAUCUACCUGGCACGCAGCAGGUUUAACAACUUACUUUCAUCCUGGAAUAAACUUGAAGAAAAUACAUUAUGACAGCAUCAAACUUUAUGAGAAGUUGGAAGAAGAAACUGGACAGGUAGUAGGAUUCCACCAGCCAGGGAGUAUCAGGAUUGCUACAACUCCUGUAAGAGUAGACGAAUUUAAAUAUCAAAUGACUCGGACUGGCUGGCAUGCAACGGAACAGUAUAUUAUUGAACCCGAAAAAAUUCAAGAGAUAUUCCCUUUACUCAACAUGAAUAAGAUUUUAGCUGGACUGUACAAUCCUGGAGAUGGUCACAUUGAUCCUUACUCUCUCACUAUGGCCCUGGCUGCUGGGGCUAGGAAAUACGGUGCACUUUUAAAAUAUCCUGCACCAGUGACUUCUCUGAAAUCCAGAUCAGAUGGCACAUGGGAUGUUGAAACACCACAGGGAUCUAUGAGAGCAAAUAGAAUUGUGAAUGCUGCAGGAUUUUGGGCUCGUGAAGUAGGUAAGAUGAUUGGACUAGAGCAUCCUCUCAUUCCAGUUCAGCAUCAAUAUGUUGUUACAUCAACUAUACCUGAAGUAAAAGCUUUGAAACGAGAACUCCCUGUGCUCCGUGAUCUGGAAGGAUCUUAUUAUCUCCGACAGGAAAGAGAUGGGCUUUUGUUUGGUCCAUAUGAAAGUCAGGAGAAAAUGAAAGUUCAGGACUCAUGGGUUGCCAAUGGAGUCCCUCUAGGUUUUGGAAAGGAGCUCUUUGAGUCUGAUCUAGACCGAAUCAUGGAACAUGUGGAAGCUGCCAUGGAAAUGGUUCCAGUCUUGAAAAAGGCUGACAUCAUCAAUAUUGUCAACGGUCCUAUCACCUAUUCUCCUGACAUUCUACCCAUGGUGGGGCCCCACCAGGGAGUCAGAAACUACUGGGUGGCUAUAGGCUUUGGAUAUGGCAUAAUCCAUGCUGGUGGGGUAGGGAAAUAUCUCAGUGACUGGAUUCUGCAUGGAGAGCCUCCUUUUGAUCUGAUAGAAUUGGAUCCCAAUCGCUAUGGCAAAUGGACAACAACUCAGUAUACAGAAGCCAAAGCAAGAGAGUCAUAUGGAUCCAACAAUAUUGUUGGUUAUCCUAAAGAAGAACGGUUUGCCGGGAGGCCAACUCAGCGUGUCAGUGGACUUUAUAAAACCCUGGAGUCAAAGUGUUCCAUGGGGUUCCAUGCAGGCUGGGAGCAGCCACACUGGUUCUACAAACCAGGUCAGGACACUGGGUACAGGCCAAGUUUUCAUCGCACAAACUGGUUUGAGCCUGUGGGCUCUGAGUAUAAACAGGUUAUGCAAAGAGUAGGGGUGAUUGACCUGUCACCAUUUGGCAAGUUUAACAUCAAAGGCCAAGACUCCAUUAGAUUGUUGGACCAUCUCUUUGCAAAUGUCAUUCCAAAGGUGGGUUUUACAAAUAUAAGUCACAUGUUAACACCAAAAGGUCGAGUGUAUGCUGAGUUGACUGUUUCUCACCAGUGUCCUGGGGAGUUUCUAUUAAUAACUGGUUCUGGAUCAGAACUUCAUGACCUUAGAUGGAUUGAAGAAGAGGCAGUCAAAGGUGGGUAUGAUGUUCAAAUUAAAAACAUAACUGAUGAGCUUGGAGUCCUUGGAGUUGCAGGACCACAUGCAAGAAAGGUCCUUCAGAAACUGACCUCUGAGGAUCUUCAGGAUGAUGUUUUCAAGUUUCUUCAAACCAAGUCUUUAAAGAUUUCCAACAUUCCAGUCACUGCAAUUAGGAUAUCGUACACUGGUGAGCUCGGUUGGGAGCUGUACCACAGACGAGAAGAUUCCACGACGCUUUAUGAUGUUAUCAUGAAUGCAGGCCAAGAGGAGGGAAUUGACAAUUUUGGAACAUAUGCCAUGAAUGCCUUAAGACUGGAGAAAGCUUUCAGAGCCUGGGGGUCAGAGAUGAACUGUGAUACAAAUCCCUUGGAAGCUGGAUUGGAAUACUUUGUGAAGCUAAAUAAGCCAGCCGACUUCAUAGGAAAGCAAGCACUGAGACAGAUUAAAGCCGAGGGGCUGAAACGGAGACUGGUCUGCCUCACCUUGGCAACGGAUGAUGUGGAUCCCGAGGGAAAUGAAAGCAUCUGGUAUGAGGGCAAGGUAGUCGGCAACACGACAUCUGGAAGCUACAGUUACAGCAUCCAGAAGAGUCUGGCUUUCGCGUAUGUCCCUGUAGAGCUAAGUAAAGUAGGACAACAAAUGGAAGUUGAGCUAUUAGGCAGAAACUACCCAGCAACUGUCAUACAAGAACCCUUGGUAUUGACGGAACCAACCAGAAACCGGCUUCAGAAAAAAGGUGGGAGGGACAAAAUUUGAAGAAGACCUUCCGAAAGGCAAUUGAAUUUUGGUUGAUUUAUGACUGUACUCGAAAGUAUAAUUGGUUCCUGCAGGAAUAGGGGAGAUGAAGAAUUCAUUUCAAUAUCAUUAAAAUCUUGAUUUAGAGUCUUAAUAAAACCAUUUUCUUAAUUCCUAAGCAAGAAAGAACAAUGGAUUAGUGAUUUACUUAUUCUUUCAAAUCAAGAAAUUUUAAAUGAAUGUUUUUAUUGCUCUAUAUUGCUGUUUAUGAAACUCAAUCAGGAAACCAUUUAGGUGCUGUUGGUAUACAAUCAUCAUUAUAACAGAAUUAGAGGAUGUUCUAUGGCUUUAGGACAUAUGCCUAUGAUUCUUAUUAGCUGAAAGCAAGUUAAUAAAUUAUGUUUUAUAUAAAUACAAAUGUAAUACUGUUGGAUUUAAUUUAUUGGGAAAUAUUAGUUGAAUAAGGGGUAGUUCUAAAUUUUCAUCACAUAUCUAUGAUGCAAAUAGUGAAAUUUAAUAUUGAUAUAUUUUAUUCAAUUCUCUGAAAUAUUAGUUUUUUAAUGAUUUCCCUGAAAGCAAUUUUAUGGGGCAUCAUUAUUCUCCUUUCAAAGGUUGUUUUAGAAGAGAAAUUGGAAAAGAAAUUACAGAAUCUUCCAAAGGAAGCAGUACUUGUAAACCUUCCAAAAUGAAGCUGAAGCAUAAGUAGGUUGUGCCAGUAGAAACACAGUUUGAAUAUUGAACACCUCUCUUUGGGGAAAAAUUAAUGCAAGUUGACAUCAAAUGUGCCAUUCUGACUACCAGUUCACAAAGCAUUUGACAAAGCAGGUCAAACAAGAGCUUAGGAGCUGCCAGCUUUGCCCUUAGUACUGUGUACAACAAAGAAAAAAUCCAUUUAGAAAUAAUUCUGCGAUAUAUUUCUUGAUAUUAUUUGGAUUUAGUCAACUGAAUGAAUCAGUGUUUUUUUUAAAAAGUGGUUUACCAUUUAUAAUUUUUUAUAUACACACAUUUCUUACACAUUCAUUGAACUUUUCUUGGUGUAUAAAGCUGCCUAUAAAACAUAACUCUCUAAUUAGAAUAGAUUUUAAAGUAAUUUCUUAACUUCUAUGUUUUGCAAAGAUACCAAAUUUACAGUUUAAAUGUUUGAUAAAAGUAAUAAAGUAUUAGAC
Messenger RNA from Manis javanica (Malayan pangolin), 3778 nucleotides. RefSeq names its product dimethylglycine dehydrogenase (gene DMGDH). Gene Ontology annotation, cellular component: mitochondrion. Lineage: Eukaryota; Metazoa; Chordata; Mammalia; Pholidota; Manidae. The record is from RefSeq and is a predicted model, not a curated record. Gene Ontology annotation, molecular function: protein binding.